GUUGAUAUGAGAAACAGUUGUUCUUCUCAUCAUGUUCUCCUUUUAGCAUAUCAGAGCUUUGGUCUAGUGUUUGGAGAUUUGAGCAUCUCUCCUCUCUACGUCUAUAAAUGUACAUUCUAUGGAGGGUUGAGUCAUCACCAAACAGAAGAUACAAUCUUUGGAGCGUUCUCUUUGAUAUUCUGGACCAUCACUCUCCUCUCACUCAUCAAAUACAUGGUUUUUGUAUUAACCGCAGACGAUAAUGGUGAAGGUGGGAUCUUCGCGUUGUACGCUUUGCUAUGCAGACACGCGAGAUUCUCUUUGCUACUGAAUCAGCAAGCUGCUGAUGAAGAGAUAUCUACUUACUAUGGACAUGGAGAUGCAAAUCGGAGUUUGCCUUCUUCUGCCUUCAAAAGGCUUAUAGAAAGGAAUAAAAGAUCAAAAACAGCUUUGCUUCUCUUAGUCUUGGUUGGUACUUCAAUGGUCAUUACCAUUGGUGUUCUUACACCUGCGAUUUCGGUUUCUUCCUCUAUUGAUGGACUUGUGGCCAAAACAAGUUUGAAGCACACUACGGUUUCUGGUUUAUCCACAUUUACUAUUUGUCUUGCUUCUCAAGGUACUGUGGUUAUGAUAGCAUGCGCUCUGCUUGUUGGACUAUUCGUUCUGCAGCACCGUGGGACUAAUAAAGUCGCCUUCUUAUUCGCACCGAUCAUGAUUUGUUGGUUGUUGUUGAUUGCAACUGCUGGUCUGUACAACAUUCUGAGAUGGAAUCCCAGCGUGUUCAAAGCUUUGUCUCCAUACUAUAUCUAUAAGUUCUUUAGAGAUACAGGAAAAGAUGGAUGGUUGUCUCUUGGAGGCAUUCUUUUAUGCAUCACAGGAACAGAAGCUAUCUUUGCUGAACUUGGACAGUUUACAGCUACAUCUAUAAGGUUUGCGUUCUGUUGUGUUGUUUAUCCAUGUCUGGUGCUUCAGUACAUGGGACAAGCUGCGUUUUUAUCAAAGAAUUUUUCUGCUCUUCACACUAGCUUCUAUGCCUCUAUUCCAGAUCCAUUUUUCUGGCCGGUUCUAAUGAUGGCGAUGCUAGCUGCAAUGGUUGCUAGCCAAGCAGUCAUAUUUGCAACUUUCUCUAUCGUUAAACAAUGUUAUGCAUUGGGAUGCUUCCCUCGUGUGAAGAUUGUUCACAAACCAAGAUGGGUCCUCGGUCAAAUCUAUAUCCCUGAGAUCAACUGGCUCCUCAUGAUCUUCACACUCGCAGUCACCAUUGGUUUUCGAGACACUAGACACAUAGCUUUUGCUUUCGGACUUGCUUGCAUGAGUCUAGCGUUUGUGACAACGUUGUUGAUGCCUCUAAUCAUAAACUUUGUUUGGAAUCGUCAUCUAGCUUUCUCUAUUCUCUUUAUCAUCUUCUUGGGGACCGUUGAGCUCGUCUUUGUGACAUCUUCUUGGGCCAAUAUCCCAAACGGAGGAUGGAUCACUAUCAUCCUUUCACUACUCUUCACCUUCACCACAUACGUAUGGCAUUACGGAAACAGGAAGAAGUACUUAUACGACCAACACAACAAAGUCUCCAUGAAAUCAAUCCUCAAUCUUGGACCGAGCCUCGGCAUCAUCAAGGUCCCAGGGAUCGCUCUAAUCUAUACCGAGCUUGCAAGUGGUGUACCUGCCACAUUCACUCACUUCCUCACCAAGUUACCCGCUUUCUACCAAGUGGUUGUAUUCGUAUGCAGCAAAACCGUGCCUAUCCCUUACGUACCGCAGAGAGAACGGUACCUGAUAGGCCGGGUCGGUCCCAAAACGUACAGGAUGUACCGGUGCAUUAUCAGAAGUGGAUACAAAGACGUGAACAAAGACGGAGAUGACUUUGAAGACGAGCUUGUAAUGAGCAUUGCCGAGUUUAUCCAGCUAGAAUCCGAAGGCUGCGGAUCAAACGUGGACUGUUCUGUUGACGGUCGGCUCGCGGUUGUGAAAACCUCGAACAAGUUCGGAACAAGGCUGUCUCGGUCUAUAUCAGAGGUUAACAUAGCGGGAAGCAGCAGCUCGAGGUCUCAAACGACAGUGACUAAUAGCAAAUCUCCGGUGCUGAAAAGGCUUAAAGCGGAAUACGAGCAAGAGCUUCCGAGGCUGAGCAUGAUGAGGAGGUUUCAGUUCAGACCGAUGGAUACAAAGUUUAGACAACCGCAAGUGAAGGAAGAGUUGUUUGAUUUGGUUGAGGCUAAAGAUGCUGAAGUGGCUUAUAUAGUAGGGCAUGGUCACGUGAAGGCGAAAAGGAACUCGACGUUUGCGAAACAGUUGGUGAUAGAUGUGGCUUACUCGUUCUUGAGGAAGAAUUGUCGUAGCACUGCUGUGAUGUUGAAUAUUCCUCAUAUUUGUUUGAUUAAAGUAGGUAUGAAUUAUUAUUUGUAG
This is a messenger RNA of Thlaspi arvense, 2382 nucleotides long. NCBI's taxonomy places the organism in Eukaryota, Viridiplantae, Streptophyta, Magnoliopsida, Brassicales, Brassicaceae. The record is from the annotation of a GenBank genome assembly.